Acanthosepion pharaonis is the source of this 3930-nucleotide messenger RNA. The record is from the annotation of a GenBank genome assembly. Lineage: Eukaryota; Metazoa; Mollusca; Cephalopoda; Sepiida; Sepiidae.
AUGACAAUUUUCAGCAUUUCUCAACAAUUUUUGAUUUCUGUGGUACAACAAACAGUUUCAAGCAGAUUACAGAGUCUGUCUUGUUUCAUAUCUAUUCUGUUUUCUAUCUAUCUAUCUAUCUAUCUAUCUAUCUAUCUAUCUCAGUGUGUUAAAUAUCUAUCUAUCUAUCUCAGUCUGUUAAAUAUCUAUCUAUCUAUCUAUCUAUCUAUCUAUCUAUCUAUCUAUCUAUUUAAAUCUAUUUUAUUUCAGUUUAUUUUGUUAUAUCUAUCUAUUUAUCUGUCAGUCAAUUUUGUCCUAUUUCAGUCUAUUCUUAUCUAUCUGUCUCUGUCUAUCUUUCUAUUUCAGUCUAUUCUUAUCUAUCUGUCUCUGUCUAUCUUUCUAUUUCAGUCUAUUCUUAUCUAUCUGUCUCUGUCUAUCUUUCUAUUUCAGUCUAUUCUUAUCUAUCUGUCUCUGUCUAUCUUUCUAUCUUUCUUAUCUAUCUGUCUCUGUCUAUCUUUCUAUUUCAGUCUAUUCUUAUCUAUCUGUCUCUGUCUAUCUUUCUAUUUCAGUCUAUUCUUAUCUAUCUGUCUCUGUCUAUCUUUCUAUUUCAGUCUAUUCUUAUCUAUCUGUCUCUGUCUAUCUUUCUAUCUAAGUCUAUUCUUAUCUAUCUGUCUCUGUCUAUCUUUCUAUUUCAGUCUAUUCUUAUCUAUCUGUCUCUGUCUAUCUUUCUAUCUAAGUCUAUUCUUAUCUAUCUGUCUCUGUCUAUCUUUCUAUUUCAGUCUAUUCUUAUCUAUCUGUCUCUGUCUAUCUUUCUAUUUCAGUCUAUUCUUAUCUAUCUGUCUCUGUCUAUCUUUCUAUUUCAGUCUAUUCUUAUCUAUCUGUCUCUGUCUAUCUCUGUCUAUCUUCUUAUCUAUCUGUCUCUGUCUAUCUUUCCUAGCUAACACAGUCUCUUUCUUAUCUAUCUGUCUCUGUCUAUCUUUCUAUUUCAGUCUAUUUUAUCUAUCUGUCUCUUCUAUUCUUAUCUAUCUGUCUCUGUCUAUCUUUCUAUCUAAGUCUAUUCUUAUCUAUCUGUCUCUGUCUAUCUUUCUAUUUCAGUCUAUUCUUAUCUAUCUGUCUCUGUCUAUCUUUCUAUUUCAUCUAUUCUUAUCUAUCUGUCUCUGUCUAUCUUUCUAUCUAAGUCUAUUCUUAUCUAUCUGUCUCUGUCUAUCUUUCUAUUUCAGUCUAUUCUUAUCUAUCUGUCUAUGUCUAUCUAUUUCUAUAUCUAAGUCUAUCUGUCUAUCUAUCUAUCUCUUAUCUGUCUAUCUUUCUAUCUAUCUAUCUGUCUAUCUAUCUAUCUAUCUAUCUUUCUUAUCUAUUCUUUUAAUAUCUGUCUAUCUUUCUAUUUCAGUCUAUUCUUAUCUAUUUCAUUUGUCUCUGUCUAUCUUUCUGUCUGUCUAUUCUUAUCUAUCUGUCUCUGUCUAUCUACCAAACACAGCCCUUUUUUAUAUCAGUAAGUCUAUUCUUAUCUAUCUGUCUCUGUCUAUCUUUCUAUCUCAGUCUAUUCUUAUCUAUCUGUCUCUAUCUAUUUCUUUUAAUAUCUACCAAACACAGCCCUUUUUAUUUCAGUCUAUUCUUAUCUAUCUGUCUCUGUCUAUCUUUCUAUCUUCUAGUCUAUUCUUAUCUAUCUGUCUAUCUGUCUAUCUACCAAAACACAGCCCCAGUCUAUUCUUAUCUAUUUCAGUCUAUUUCCAUUAUCUAUCUAUCUAUCUGUCUCUGUCUAUCUUUCUAUUUCAGUCUAUUCUUAUCUAUCUGUCUCUGUCUAUCUUUCUAUCUCAGUCUAUUCUCUAUCUAUCUAUCUAUCUAUUUAAUAUCUGUCUAUCUUUCUAUCUAUCUGUCUAUCUAUCUAUCUGUCUCUAUCUAUCUUUCUAUUUAACACAGUCCUUUUAUUCUUUUCUAUCUUAUCUGUCUCUGUCUAUCUUUCUAUCUCAGUCUAUUCUUAUCUAUCUAUCUCUGUCUAUCUUUCUAGUCCUUUUUUUGUCUAUUCUUAUCUAUCUGUCUCUGUCUAUCUUUCUAUUUCAGUCUGAUUUCUUAUCUAUCUGUCUCUGUCUAUCUUUCUAUCUAUCUAUUUCUAUCUAUCUAUCUAUCUCUGUAUCUAUCUAUCUGUCUAGUCUUUCUAUAUUAAUCUAUUCUUAUCUAUCUAUCUAUCUUUCUAUCUUCAGUCCUUUAUCUAUCUGUCUCUGUCUACCUAACACAGCCCUUUUUAUAUCAGUAUGUCUUUCUAUAUAUCUGAUUUCAUUUCUCUGUCUAUCUUUCUAUCUAUCUAUCUAUUCUUAUCUAUCUGUAUCUGUCUAUCUUUCUAACACAGUCCUUUCUUAUCUAUCUGUCUCUGUCUAUCUUUUUAUCUCAUCUAUUCUUAUCUAUCUGUCUCUGUCUAUCUAUCUAUUUCAGUCUAUUCUUAUCUAUCUGUCAUAUCUGUCUAUCUUUCUAUCUAUCUAUCUAUCUAUCUAUCAUCUUAUUCUUAUCUAUCUGUCUCUGUCUAUAUCUUUCCAACACAGUCCUUUUUUAAUAUCUACCAAACACAGCCCUUCUUUUCUGUCUCUGUCUAUGUCUUCUUCUAUCUAUCAGUCUAUUGAUUUCAUCUGUCUCUGUCUAUUUUUCAUAUUCUUAUCUAUCUGUCUAUCUGUCUAUCUAUCUAUUUCUAUCUAUUCUUAUCUAUCUGUCUCAUCUAUUCUAUCUAUCUGUCAGUAUCUUUCUAUAUAUCUAUUUUCUAUGUCUAUUCUAUCUAUCUAUCUAUCUGUCUAUCUUUCUAACACAGUCUAUUCUUUUAAUAUCUAUCUUUCUAACACAGCCCUUUUUAUAUCAGUAUGUCUUUCUAUAUCUAUUUCAUUUCUUAUUUCUGUCUCUGUCUAUCUUUCUAUCUAUCUAUCUGUCUAUCUAUCUAUCUCUAUCUUUUCUAUCUAUAUAUCUAUCUGUCUCAGUCUUUUAAUAUCUACCAAACACAGUCCUUUUUAUCUCAGUAUGUCUUUCUAUAUAUCUGAUUUCAUUUCUAUUCUUGUCUAUCUUUCUAUCUAUCUAUCUGUCUAUCUAUCAUAUCUGUCUCUUUCUUUCUAUCUGUCUGUCUGUCUAUCUAUCUAUCUAUCUCUAGCUUCAGUCCUUUUCUAUCUACCAAACACAGCCUUUUUAUAUCAGUAUGUUUUUAUAUAUCUGAUUUCUGUCUAUCUGUCUAUCUUUCUAUCUAUUCUUAUCUAUCUAUCUAUCUAUCUAUCUAUAUGCCUAGCUAACACAUAUCUGUCUUAUCUUUCUAUCUAUCUAUCUGUCUAUCUAUCUAUCUAUCUAUAUGCCUAUCUAACACAGUCUUUUAAUAUCUUUAUCUAUCUGUCUCUGUCUAUUUUAUAUCAUAUGUCUUUCUAUAUAUCUAUUUCUGUAUCUGUCUAUCUUUUUCUAUCUAUCUAUCUUAUCUAUCUCUAUCUCAUCUAUCUAUCUAUCUAUAUGUCUAUUCUUAUCUAUUAUCUAUUCAUCUAUCUAUCUAUCUAUGCCUUCUAUCACAGUCCUUUUAAUAUCUAUCUAACACAGCCCUUUUUUAUAUCAGUAUGUCUUUCUAUAUAUCUGAUUUCAUUCUAUCUGUCAUCUUUUUCUAUCUAUCUAUCUAUCUAUCUAUCUAUCUAUCUGCCUAUCACAGUCCUUUAUUCUUAUUUUUUCUGUCUUUCAUUUCUAUCUUUCUAUAUUUCAUCUAUUAUCUAUCUGUCUAUCUAUCUAUCUAUCUAUCUAUCUAUCUAUAUCUGUCUCUAUCUAUCUUUCUAUAUAUCUGAUUUCAGUCCUUUUCUUAUCUAUCUGUCACUUCUAUUCUAUCUAUCUAUCUAUCUGUCUGUCUAUCUAUCUAUCUAUCUAUCUAUAUGCCUAGCUAACACAUAUCUGUCUAUCUUUCUAUCUAUCUAUCUGUCUAUCUAUCUAUCUAUCUAUAUGCCUAGCUAA